AUGUCAAAAGAAGAGACAGUAAUUGAUGAGAUAGACGUUUCUAGAAGUCCAUCAGAACAUGAUCAUAAUAAAGAAGACAAUUCAAAAAAGGUCUCUUAUAAAGAAGCCGACGAGCUACUUAAAUUUAUGGAAGAGCAUGAGCCUAAUUAUGUUGAGCUAACAGAAGAUGAAGAGAAGAAAGUCUUAAGAAAAAACUUUACUAUGGUGUUAUUUUUGGUUUCUCUGGUCACUUUGAUUUUGUUUAUGGAUAAAUCAACAAUUGGUUAUACCACAAUCCUAGGUAUUUAUAAAGAUACAAGUUUGACAAAAGGCGGGUUUAAUAAUUUAAAUUCAAUCUUUUAUGUUGGUUACUUGGUUGCUCAAUGGCCAUGUCAUAUCUUAAUGCAAAAAUUACCAAUAGGUAAAUAUCUAGCAGGCUCUAUAUUCAUGUGGGCUAUUAUCAUUGGAGGUACUGCUGCUUGUAAGAAUUAUAGUCAGUUGAUGGCAUGUCGUUUCCUUUUAGGUGCAUCUGAAGCUGUUGUUACGCCAGCGUGUGAAAUGACAUUAGGUAUGUUUUUAGAUACAAAACAAAGAGAAAUUGCACAACCAAUUUUUUGGGCUUCAGCAUCAGCUGCUCCAUUUAUCUCAAGUUUUAUAGCUUUUGGAUUGUUGAAAGCUGAACAUUUAAUGUCAACAUAUCCAUGGAGAGUCUUUAUGGCUGUUAAUUCUGGUCUAAGUUUAUUCUUAUCAAUUGCAGUUUUCAUUUUAUACCCAGAUAAUCCUUCAAAUGCUAAAUUUUUAACAAAUAAUGAAAAAGUGUUCAUCAUCAAGAGGAUUCAAGAGUCAACAAAAUCAUCAAUUGAACAGAAAACAGUCAAAAAGCAUCAAAUUAUUGAAACUCUAAAAGACCCAAUUUCUUGGUUAUUUGCUUUCCAAUCUUUCACAUUAAUGUUAUCAAACUCAUUAACUUAUCAACAAAAUCAAUUAUAUGUCGACAUUGGUGUUGAUAAUUUAGGAUCAUCACUAGUCUCAGCAGCAGGUUCAGUUUGGAAUGUUUUGUUAUACAUAAUUUUUGCCUUUGUUAUCAAAAAAUUCCCCAAUCAAAAUGCUUAUAUUGGUUGUGUUUGUUUAAUCUUACCAAUCGCUUCAAGUAUUGCAAUGUGUACAAUCCCAUGGGAGAAGAAAUAUGCUCUAUUGGCAAAUAUGAUUCUUGCUGGUUCAUCAAAAGGUAUCACUUAUAUUGUCGCUUUAGGUUGGACAACUUCAAGUGCUGGUGGUUAUACAAAGAAACUUUAUAGAAAUGUUAUGUUUAUGAUUGCUUAUGCGAUUGCAAAUAUAAUCAGUCCAAAUUUAUGGAAUCCAAAGAAUAGUCCAAGAUAUUAUACCUCAUGGAUAGUUCAAAUAAUUGUUGCAUUUUUUUUAAAUGGUGUUAUUUUGCUAACCAUAAGAUAUAUUUUGAAGAAAAGAAAUGAAGAAAGAUUACAUGCUACUGAUUUUGAAGAUGAUUAUUACGUUGAGAAUGAUGAAGGAAUAUCAGAAAAAGUUGAUAUUGCCAUGUUGGAUCUAACUGAUUUGGAGAAUAAGAGAUUUAUAUAUCCUUUGUGA
This is a messenger RNA of Hansenula ciferrii, 1584 nucleotides long. RefSeq lists its product as uncharacterized. The transcript has a single exon. Gene Ontology annotation, molecular function: L-cysteine transmembrane transporter activity. Gene Ontology annotation, cellular component: membrane. Bases 1 to 1584 code for a protein of 527 amino acids. The record is from RefSeq and is a predicted model, not a curated record. NCBI's taxonomy places the organism in Eukaryota, Fungi, Ascomycota, Saccharomycetes, Phaffomycetales, Wickerhamomycetaceae. Gene Ontology annotation, biological process: transmembrane transport; L-cysteine transport.